GAUCUUUAACAAGCCCAAAACUAAAAGUGAUAGGAGACGAGCUGAUGCCGGACCUUCCCGUUAAGAACGAGUCAGUGACUCAGUAUUGAAUCGGUCUCUUGGUUCCCUCAUCCAUGACGUCAAUUUUGGGUGCUGCCCCUUUAUCUCGAACUUUCACACGGCCAAUCUUAAAUCGCAGCACCCUCUUCACCACUCAUUUGAAUUCGAAUCGAGUUUCGUCUACGAAGAUUGUUAAUUUUGCCGGAUUAGCGUUUGGGCGGUUUUUUUAUCGAAGUAAGAGAGGGUUUAGAGGGGGAAUUGUGGCCAUGGCUGGUUCGGGUUCGGUUCAGAAAUCAGAGGAGGAGUGGCGUGCAGUUCUAUCUCCUGAGCAGUUUCGUAUUUUGAGACAGAAAGGGACCGAGUAUCCGGGGACAGGUCAAUACGACAAGUUCUAUGAGGAAGGAGUGUACUCUUGUGCAGGGUGCGGUACUCCUCUUUACAAGUCCACCACCAAGUUUAACUCCGGUUGUGGUUGGCCGGCCUUCUACGAGGGUCUUCCUGGAGCCAUAAACAGUCAUGCUGAUCCAGACGGAAUGAGGGUGGAAAUCACAUGUGCAGCUUGCGGUGGGCAUCUCGGGCAUGUUUUCAAAGGCGAAGGUUUCCAAACCCCAACGGAUGAACGGCAUUGUGUCAAUAGCAUCUCUCUCAAGUUUGCACCAGGAAAUUGAUUCAUUCUGGUGUUUUUCCUACCAAAAAAUGUAAGGAACUAUAUAUACUCAUGUAUGGAAAUAAAUUGUUGAGGUUUUGGAAUAAUGGUUUGUAAUUAAAGUGAGUGAUUUUGGGAUGUAUGUGACAUUCAUGUCUUUAAAUGGUUUAUUUAAAUCAAGAAUUGCAGAA
Messenger RNA from Cynara cardunculus var. scolymus (artichoke), 876 nucleotides. RefSeq names its product peptide methionine sulfoxide reductase B5-like. NCBI's taxonomy places the organism in Eukaryota, Viridiplantae, Streptophyta, Magnoliopsida, Asterales, Asteraceae. Gene Ontology annotation, molecular function: peptide-methionine (R)-S-oxide reductase activity. The transcript is spliced from 3 exons. Bases 114 to 707 code for a protein of 197 amino acids. The record is from RefSeq and is a predicted model, not a curated record. Gene Ontology annotation, biological process: response to oxidative stress; protein repair.